Messenger RNA from Sinocyclocheilus grahami, 5872 nucleotides. RefSeq names its product nucleoporin 98 and 96 precursor. The record is from RefSeq and is a predicted model, not a curated record. The transcript has 33 exons. Lineage: Eukaryota; Metazoa; Chordata; Actinopteri; Cypriniformes; Cyprinidae. Gene Ontology annotation, biological process: telomere tethering at nuclear periphery; protein import into nucleus; RNA export from nucleus. Gene Ontology annotation, cellular component: nuclear pore; nuclear pore cytoplasmic filaments. The coding region runs from base 213 to 5633 and encodes 1806 amino acids. Gene Ontology annotation, molecular function: RNA binding; structural constituent of nuclear pore.
CUAAAUAUGACGCUGAUUGCUAUCGGCUAGCUGGCUGCGUUGUUUCCCUCCAUCAACACUGAGCAGAGACCGAGAGUUAGCAAGUUGAUACGGACAACUCCGGAUUCACGUUUGUUAUACCUAGCCUUUCGAGUGAGGCAUUCUUUGCUGGACGUUUGAUUAACCAAUCUGUGCAGAAUAAACGACAUAUGCAGGCUCUAUAGCAGUGCAAGAUGUUCAACAAAUCUUUUGGUGCUCCCUUUGGGGGAGGGACAGGAGGAUUUGGGACUACUUCAACAUUUGGGCAACAAAAUACUGGAUUUGGAGCAACAGGAGGCUUUGGAUCAUCAGCAUUUGGGGCAACAAACAACACAGGGGGACUGUUCGGGACCACCCAGAACAAACCUGGUGGCCUAUUUGGCUCAAGCACCUUCAGUCAGCCUGUCACAUCCUCCACCAGUAGUGGGUUUGGGUUUGGUGCUACCAGUGGCACAUCAAACAGCCUUUUUGGAAGCACCAACACUGGAGGUGGAGGAUUGUUUUCCCAGCAGAAUAAUGCCUUUGGUGCCAACAAACCAGCCAAUUUUGGCACUUUCGGUACCAGCACCAAUAGCGGUGGAUUAUUCGGGACAACCAACACAACAUCCAACCCUUUUGGAGGAACAUCAGGCUCUUUGUUUGGGUCAUCAAGUUUCACUGCUGCUCCCCCUGGCACAACAAUCAAAUUCAAUCCACCAACUGGGAGUGACACAAUGGUAAAAGGAGGUGUGACAACCAGCAUCAACACCAAACAUCAGUGUAUCACUGCCAUGAAGGAAUACGAGAGCAAAUCCCUAGAGGAAUUAAGGUUUGAGGAUUACCAGGCAGGAAGGAAGGGUCCUUCCAACCCCAUGGCAGCUGGCACGGGUGGCCUCUUUGGUGCAGCAGCCACAGCUACUCCCAGUACUGGCACUGGACUCUUUGGAUCCUCAACUCCAAACACUGGCUUCAGCUUCGGCCAGAACAAGACCUCAUUUGGCACAAGCACCGGGGCCUUUGGUACAGCUACAGGAAGUUUGUUUGGCCAGCCGCAACAGCAACAGCAACAACAACAGCAACAGCAACAACAACAACAGCAAGGUUCCAGUCUCUUCAAACCAUUUGGCUCAGCUACCACCACCCAAAACAACACUUUCUCCUUUGGCAACAGCAGCAGCAUGGGGCUGUUUGGCAACACUGCUGCCUCUCAGGCUGGAGGACUGUUUGGAAACACUAACACAAGUACGGCCGCAGGCUUCGGCACAGGAAUUUUCGGGCAAACGAACACUGGCUUUGGGAAUGUGGGAACACAGAAUCUUUUUGGUAAUAAGCCUGCUGGAUUUGGCGCCACCACAACUAGCGCACCCUCCUUUGGAACAGGCACUGGUCUGUUUGCAAAUAAGCCUACGCUUACUCUAGGGACUAACACAAACGCCUCAACCUUUGGAUUUGGUGCAACCGGUACUGGUGUGGGUCUCUUUGGGAGCAAAACUGCUACGACAGGCCUGGGAACAGGACUGGGAACUGGCUUUGGAGGAGCUGUAGGAACUGGCCAGACAUCAUUGUUUGGGAACAACCAGAACAAGCUGGGCUCCACCCUAGGGUCAGUGGGCACCUUCGGGACUGGAGGCUUCAACACUGGAGCCAACACUCUGAAUUUUGGUGCUCCUCAACAGCCUGUGGCUCUGACUGACCCUAAUUCAUCAGCUGCGCAGCAGGCUGUCCUCCAACAGCAGAUCAAUGCAUUGGCCUACUCUCCUUUUGGAGACUCACCCCUCUUCAGAAAUCCACUGUCAGACCCAAAGAAGAAGGAAGAGCGUCUGAAGCCCACAAAUCCAGCUGCCCAGAAAGCCCUGACUACCCCUACUCAGUACAAACUGACCCCUCGUCCUGCCACCCGUGUUCGUCCCAAAGCUCUGUCCUCCUCAGGCUCCUCCAAAUCUCAGCUCUUUGAUGGACUUGAUGAUGAUGAACCCUCUAUUAACAAUGGAGCCUUCAUGCCUAGGAAGAGCAUAAAGAAGCUUGUUUUGAAGAAUCUGAAUAACAGCAGUCUGUAUAACAGCUCUGUGAACAGAGAGGCUGAUGACUUGGCCUCUCCUUCAGAAUACCCACAAAACGGACUCCGUCUGAGUAUGGAUGAAGGAGAGACCAGAGAAGUAACUGUGGAGAGAAGUGGGGAGGAUGAUCUGGAGGUCUCCAAGUUCUACACAAACCCGAUCACCAAACUAAUUCCACACGCCCAGCCGAGCCCCUUGCUACAGGACACAAUCUCUGAGUUCAACAUGCGUGGAACUGCCAGUCAUCGCAAUGGCCUGGAGGCCAGCAGCGAGGACAUCUCUCUAGCAGAGGAUUCCAUUCAGGAGGAGAGAGAUGAGGACCUGGAGGCUCUGAAACCUCCUCACCCAGCUGGUAUAGUUCUUGCCCGUGUGGGCUACUACACCAUCCCAUCAAUGGAAGAGCUGGGAAGGAUGUUGAAUGAGAAUGGGGAGUGUAUUGUGGAGAACUUCACUGUCGGCAGGAAAGGCUAUGGGUCAGUUUUCUUUUCUGGUGAAGUGAAUCUUACCAACAUGAACCUGGAUGAGAUUGUGCACUUCAGGCGUAAGGAGAUAAUUGUGUACCCUGAUGACAAAGACAAGCCUCCUGCUGGAGAGGGACUAAACAGACGUGCUGAGGUGACUCUAGAUGGUGUGUGGCCCAAUGACAAGACAACAUGCUCUCAGAUUAAGAGUCUAGAGAGGCUGACUGAGAUGAACUACGAGGGCCGGCUUGAGGCAGCCUCGCGUAAACAGGGUGCCCGCUUCUUGGAAUACCGACCCGAAAUUGGCUCCUGGGUCUUUGAGGUGGCCCACUUCUCAAAGUAUGGACUCCAGGAAUCUGAUGAAGAAGAGGAAGUCCCCCCAAAGCUUGAUAUGAAGAAGCUGAAGACGGGUGUUCCACCUGGGAUCCCACAGCUUCCACUGACCCAGCAGCAGAUGGCGCCACAGGCUCAGAGUACAGCAGUUCUUGAGCUGCUCAGCCGUGUGUCGGAGUUGGACAGUGACAUGGCUGACAUUACUCAAGAACACCCGGCAGACAGUGUUUUGGGUGAGGAGGAUGGAGAGAGAACUUUGGAGGAGAAGCUGAGAUCUGAGACUCCUGCUGAGCAUGAGCCAGUGUCUGCAUCGAGUCAGAUUGCUUCCUCAAUGGGCAUCAACCCUCAUACCUUACAGAUCAUGAAGGCCUCUCUCUUUGCAGACGAUGAUGAAUGUGACUUGUUUCAAGAGCAUGGUUCUUCAAAGCUCAUACAGGAUGUGGCUUCCCCCAAAGUCUUGCUUUCUGGAGCUGGUCAGCAAUCAAUUGGAGCCCUUUUACAAACCAAAUUCACCUCAGGAGGAGGACUUUUUUCCCAGUUUCCAGAGGCUCCUUUUAGUGGAAUACCUCAGAAGCUUAGCAAGUCACUAGCAUCAGAAUCUCCAUGGCCAUCAUUGGGUCCUUCCUUCCUGUUGCCGGCCCCUCCUCCAGAACCUACUCUUCGAACUGUGGGGGCCCGCAGGCUAGGGGGCCCAGUCCCUCUGGAGAGCUCCAUAACUCUAGGAAAAGGCCAUCUGCUGAUGGAUGCUGCUUUGUUCAGAGGGCGAUCUUUCAGAGUUGGCUGGGGUCCCAAUUGGACACUGGUGCACUGUGGAGAUCAACUUAGUGUCACAGAGGCAAUUAAGGAGCAGUCGGCAGAGAUAAUGGGAUUUGGCUUCUUACCCAAACCUACCAAAAGCAAACCGAUCACUGAAAGUCCAUUUAAAGUGCGUAUGGAGCAGGUGGUCGGCCUGGAGCCCAAACAGUCAGCAGAGAGCCUUGCUCUGUAUCACAGACCACUGGAGAUUGGUCUAAAGCACAGCACAAUCAACACGGAGGACUACUGUCCCUUCAUCCAGCCAGCAAAAGGAGUGGAUGCUCUGCAUGGUUAUGCAGAGUGGAUUAUGGAAGUCAACAAAGAUAUAGGAGGAGGGGAUGCUUGUCUGGUCCAUUGGCGCCAAGUUUGGACCUUAUGUGCUGCUCUUUGGGGUAGUCUUGGUGACCGGGAUGUGGAGACUGAGCAAUACUCCGAUUACCAGCAGCAGCUUGAGAGGCGGAGGAGCUUCUCGCACUGGCUCUCUGAGUGUGCGGCUGAAUGCAUUGAGGAGGAGGUGGGUCGAGCCCUUCAGCACAGCCAGGCUGAGGCCAUAUUCAGUUACCUUACCGGCCACUGCAUAAGCAAGGCCUGCAAAUUGUCCCAGAAGAGUGGGGACCAUCGUCUUGCUCUGUUACUGUCUCAGGCUGUUGGCUCUAAGGUUUGUAGAGAUCUAUUGGCUCUGCAGCUCAGUGACUGGAACAGCAUGCAGACGGACUCCUUCAUAGACGAGGACAGGCUGCGAAUAUUUGCUUUGCUUGCAGGAAAACCAGUGUGGCAGUCAACAGACAGUUGUAUAAACGUGUGCUCCGAGCUUGAUUGGAAGCGGUGUGUUGCUGUCCAUCUCUGGUACAUGCUGCCUCCCACUGCAUCUGUAGCUGAUGCACUCGCCAAAUAUGAAUCUGCGUUUCAGGGUUCAGAGGAAGUGAAAAGGUAUGCUUGCCCUCCUUUACCUCCUUACGUAGAUGAACUCGAGUUGUUGGGUUUGGAUGAAGAGAUGGAAUCCAAAAAGCCACUCUAUGACAUCUGCUUCCACCUGCUCAAACUUUACAGUGACAGGCACUAUAGCCUACAACAGCUACUUGAUCCCAGCACAGUAACUGCUGAUCAUCUGGACUACCGGCUGAGCUGGCACCUGUGGAACGUAUUGCAGGCUCUUAACUACAACCACCUGUCCACCUCAUGCCAGGGCUUGCUGCAUGCCAGCUAUGCUGCCCAGCUGGAGAGUGCAGGAUUAUGGGAGAUGGCAAUCUUCGUGCUGCUGCACAUACCUGACUCUGGGCAUAGAGAGAGUGCAGUGAGAGAGAUGCUCAACUUGCAUUGCUCCCUUGAGGAGACGGAAGAAUCAGUGGAGAAAGAGCAGUUUCUCACGGAAAAGUUGCUGAUCCCCAUCCAGUGGAUCCAUCAGGCCAAGGCCAUUCGUGCUUGUAGAGGGGGAGACAAACGUAGUGAGGCUUUGCACCUUUACAAGGCCGGCCAUUGGAAUCACUGCCAUCGGCUUGUCAUCCAGCACUUGGCCUCAGACUGCAUCAUUAACGAUAAUCAUAAGUACCUUCUGGAAUUCCUAGAGGGGUUAGCAGUGCCAGAGCGCAGUGUUAAGAUUCAGGACUGGGACACGUCUGGACGAGUCUACCUUGAUUACAUCCAUGUCAUUCAGACGCUGCAGGACAUCCAACAGAUGGAAAGCCCAGGUUAUGAGCUGGAGCGACUGCAUACAGAGGUGACGUCUCUCUGCAGUAGAAUAGAGCGUCUCCCCUGCUCCAAAGCUAAAGACCGACUUGCACAAUCAGAGAUGGCCAAACGUGUGGCUAACAUCCUUCGGGUGGUCUUGAGUCUCCAGCAAGGUGGUGAAGGCACCCCAGAUCCCCGACACAUCCCUCUUUGCCAGCUUGCGCCACACAUUGGACGUCUACCCAUGCCGGAGGACUAUGCUUUAGAGGAACUCCGCAGCCUUACUCAGUCAUACCUGCAAGAGUAUGUUAUCGGUCACUAAAUAUCAAGAUAAAAGUUUCUCAAUCAGUUCUGCAGAAAUAACAUGAGUCUUGAUUGGGUUAACCUUCAGCACUCCAACUAUAUGGCUGUUUCAGGCCGUGGUUGAACUUUUGAUGCAUAUUUAGGCACAAUACUUGUGAAUAAAGCAUUCCCUUGUGUGUUUGUGUAGGAGCUUUUUCCCCCUUUCAAUCCUGUAUUGUAGUUAUAGAAAUGAAUGCGUCUUGAAUAAAGUAUCUCUUU